AUGGCUAUCAGAUCUGUCAUGCAGUUCUGUUUGUUCGAGAUGGGAAGCACCAUGCAUACGGUCAACCAAGGAAAUGUCGAAGUCAAUGGCAAGAUAAAGCACUUAUUUUUUGCAUUCGAGCCCUCCAUUCCAACCCACCGCCGCCCCCUCGUCAAUCUCUCGCGAGACUCCCAUUCCCCCCGCCUGCCGUCGCGCCUCCUGCAGUCCUCCUGGUUCGCCCCCUCCUCCGCCGCCGCCCGUCCCCGUCGCGGCCGCCAACGCCUCCCUCGUCCUCUGCGGCUGCCGCCACGGUUUGCGCCUCCGCGAGGUGCGCGUUGGCCGCGCCGCCGCCUGCCGUCAUGCUUCCUCCUGGUCCCGCCCCCCUCCUCCUCCCCCCCGGCCGCCAACGCCUCCCACAUCCUCUGCGCUUGCCGCCACGGGGUACGCCUCCGCGAGGUGCGCGUUGGCCGCGCCGCCGCCGCCGCGGUGGUGAGCUUUGGAGUUUGGAGGCACCGGGGGAGAGCUCUACCACGCCGCGGCCACGAUAGAUUCAUAACUGGCCUUCCCCGCCGGUGUGUGCCCGACCUUCGGCGUCGCCCACUCAUUCCUGCGCCACCGCGGGCGCCGCCGGGCGCCGUCGGCCUUCUGGUUGUGGGCGUUUGCUGCUGCAGGUGGUCGCCUCUUGACGCUUGCCGCGCAGCUCGCUCCUGGCGCUCGCCGCGAAACGACCUGCUACUGAUACGUUAUGGAGGGGAGUCUUUUAGAAUAAUUGACAAGACUAAAAGGGAUGAUGCCACCGCUGUCAUCCAAAGAGAAGAGUGGCCAAAGUCGAGGCAAGAUGUGGAGAAGCAUUUCAGGAAGCUCAGAGAUUUAGACUACUUAAAUUGGCUCUGAAGAAACAGCUGUGGGAUUUGUUGCAGAGAACAAUGGAAUGCAGAGACUUUGCUGACUUUGCUGCUGAUUGAAAAGAGCAGGCUACUGGUGUGAGAGAUGCCAUCUUGAAGUAGAUAGAUUGUUGUAACAUGAGUUGUAGCAAGUAGAAUGUAUGCCAUAUAGGGAUCGUAGUAUGUAGGCACAAAGAUUGAGGUCCCGAUGAAUGUGCUACUUCUAUGCAGAUUUGCACUCUUUUGAUAGACCUCAGUUGA
This is a messenger RNA of Panicum virgatum (switchgrass), 1124 nucleotides long. RefSeq lists its product as uncharacterized. The record is from RefSeq and is a predicted model, not a curated record. Bases 1 to 873 code for a protein of 290 amino acids. Lineage: Eukaryota; Viridiplantae; Streptophyta; Magnoliopsida; Poales; Poaceae. Gene Ontology annotation, cellular component: plastid-encoded plastid RNA polymerase complex. The transcript is spliced from 5 exons.